This is a messenger RNA of Maniola jurtina (meadow brown), 5177 nucleotides long. RefSeq lists its product as uncharacterized. The transcript has 8 exons. Gene Ontology annotation, cellular component: nucleus. Gene Ontology annotation, biological process: positive regulation of transcription by RNA polymerase II. The coding region runs from base 209 to 4951 and encodes 1580 amino acids. The record is from RefSeq and is a predicted model, not a curated record. Lineage: Eukaryota; Metazoa; Arthropoda; Insecta; Lepidoptera; Nymphalidae. Gene Ontology annotation, molecular function: RNA binding; transcription factor binding.
UGCUGUCGUGCGUGAAGUUUGUAGCAUGUGAUGUUUCGUGAAAAGUUAAUUUUUUACGAAUAAUUUUGAAAAAUAUUGGACUGUGCUGUGCCUAAAUGUGUUAGAAAUAUUAUAGUUAGUGCGCCAAAAUUAGUGUUUAGUGUAUAAAGUGUUAUCGCUUCGAAAUACAAAUACAUGGAUAAAGCCGUCACUUAGGGUUGGUUAAGUCAUGGAGUCGCAUAUUCUAAAUAUGUACCAUCAGACCCCAUACCGAAGUAUAGGGCACAAGAUUAUGCGCUCGACGAGUGAGUCCCAAUCUUCUGAGAGCAGUUGUAACCAGAAUAGUCCAGAGUACUCGCAGAAUCAACAAACAAAUGGGUAUGAUGACGAUGGGGAAUAUUGGGAUCCUCAGGAGAGGCGUAAGGUUUGGAGUCAGAACCAGAAUGUUAAUAUAACACAGUCCAACCAAGAUACAAGUAUAGACGAAGAUGAAAACAUAGAAGUACAGGAAAUAUCUAUAGAUGACAAGAAUUCUGAGUCUAAUGACAAUACAGAUUUGCUAGAAGCAGACAAUAUGGAAGAAGACUCACUUGUGGAAGGUGACGAUUAUGAUGUUAUCCAAGUCUUUGCUGUCGACCCUGACUUAGACCUUGAAGCUUCAUCAGAUGAAGAACAGGAGGAUUACUGCAUAGAUGAAGACGCUAAAAAUUCUGAUGACGGCGAAUACUUAAAUACUGUAGAUAAAGCAGAGCUUACUCGCGCUAUAUAUGGAACAAAAAGCAGAACAAACAGUUUAUGCCAAGAUAGCUUAGGUAUUAACUUUGAUGCACCAGUAGUUUCAAAUGUCGAUGAAUAUUUCGUUAAAGCUAAUAACGAAAAACGUAUAUUGGAGAUCAAAGACGAACCGGUUGUCAAUGAUGUAGACGAAUACUUUAUUAAAGAUACAAAACAUGAUUUAAAGGUGCCAAGUGUUGAAAAUUACUUGAUCAAUAAAACCAAAUUGCCAAAAGACACUGACUUUCGGAUAUCAAUGACCGUUCCAGAUAAAAUUUUUGCUGAUGCUGAUACUGUUGAUCACAAAAAGCCAGAAUCUGAAACUGAACAUGAAGAUCAUGUAGCGGAUGUAUCAAUUAAUCAGUCUGAUUUAGAAGUGCUUCCUAAUAUUGAGGAGUUGAAAAGAUUUCUUCUUGAAGAUACGUCUUAUAGAAAACUGAGAAGUGCACAGAAACAAUAUUCAGUCUCGCUCCCACAUUCUCCCAUGCAUAAUAUUUGUAUGGACAUAGAUGCUAAAACAUGUUUAAGCUUCGAAGACCUCAAUUUGGAUUUGUCCGAUCUUACAUUCGAAAAUGAUAAAGAAAAGUCAGGCACCAGUACUAAAAGUGACGAUGUUCCUCGCACUUUGACAGAAGAAGAUGUUAAUAGUUUCCUGAUAACUGACAAUAAACCAGAGCCGAAGAAAAUCGUUAAGGAAGAAGAUGAUUUGAGCCCCCAGGAUAUGGAAAUAGAUAGACCAGUUGAUGCAAUCAUUAGCAAUGUUGAACAACCUCCCAUAAUAAUACCUGACAAGAAAUGCACUUCCACAGCUAUUCCAGAACCAAACGUUUUAGAAUUCUGCAUAGAAAAGCAAACUGUCAAGAAGGAGCCAGAUAUAAAAGUGGAGCCAGAUGACUUUGUAGAUGUAGAAUCGUGUAAUGAUACUGUCAUACCUGUUUUGGAGGCAAACAAUUUAAAUUCUCUCCUUGAGCAAUUUGAGGCAACUGAAAAAUUUAACAUAAAACCUAAAAAGCCUGAUAAUGAGCUGAAAGUGAAAAGUUUGACAAGCGGGAUGCGUUUGCAGGAUGCGGGUGUUCAGCUGAACAAGACUAAAAUGCGUCAGAUAUUGAUGCCGUCGACAGUUAAUACGGUGAUCAGACGAUCGCCUAGCCCUGUUCACUCUGAUCACGACUAUUGCUCCUCCAAAAAGCGGCUCAGCCUCCCUAAUCUAAAGGGCGGGCAAAGUCUGCUGAAACCAGAGGUUCUUUCAAGCAACAACAGGAUAUUAAGCUCUAGACAUAGGGCUUGUAAAAAUAAAAAAGUAGUGUAUCAUCUUAGUAGUGAUGAGGAAGGUGAAGUUAGUGAUGCUAAGAAAAAUAAACUCAUAAAUAAUCGCUCUAGUGAAGAUAAUGACAUUAAAUCGAGUAAGAAAUCUAGUGCAAAGGUAACUGUUAAGCCGACAGUGAAUUCAAACCAUCGUAAGAAACUAUCACCUCCACAUAGUGUAUCGAACGAUGGUGGUAUUGAUAAAAAUAACGGUUCUGUGAUUGCGAAAACUGCUUGUAAAGCAAGUGAUACUCCUUGUAGUCAAAGUUCUAAUGGUAGUAUUAAGUUAACUAUUAAAAAUAAAUCUGAAGUUAUCAUCAAAAACUGUGAUGUUAAGGACAAUCGGAAGGACACGGUUUUUGAAAAACAUAAAAGUAGUAGUAAGUGUAAUAGCACAAAUAAACUAUCUAACCAUAAAAACAAUUCUAUUAAAAAUGUUGAAACAGUAGAUAGAAUAAAAAAUAAAGACGUGAUUAGUGUAGAGCAACAUGCUAGUGAAAAUAUAAAGCAGGAAGUAAAUUCGAAUCCUGAACAUUUUUAUACGGCACUAUUUAGUAAUAAGCAAGACGUGCAAAUUCCUCAUUCAAUACCAUUGAAAACUGAGAAGAAAGUUAAUGAGGAAGAGAACAAAGUUAUUGCCGAUGUAACCUCGCGGCAAGACUUUGAGCAACCACAGAAAAAGAAAAAACUGAAUCUCCAAGAAUACAAAUUAAGGCGAGACGGCAAUUCAAAUAAUAGUUCUGCACAGGUCAGCCCAGAGGCGAUAUUUCCCGAUAUGCCGUGCAAUCUUAACUUUGACAAGGACAUUAAAAGCUCUAACAUUAUAAAUACUAAUAGCUCGUUACUCCCAAAAGAGCAAGUAAGUCCUGAAACGGAAAAUACCAUUUUUGAUCCAAUAAGGGAGGCUUCUCGGAAGAUACUAAUGAAUUCUAAAAAGCAAAAAGCAGAAGCUAUGAGAAAAAGAGAUGAAGAUAUUGUGAUGAGUAAAAUUCCAAAAGUGGAAAACUUAGAGCUUCAACCUCUCAUUAGUGAUGCAGAAAUGAUGAAAAUUGUAGGAAUGACUGCUGAAGUUCUACCUGUUCCAAUAGCGACUCCACCAGGACUUCAAGAAGAGAAAGUAAAAUUGGCCACGAAACAUCCUCCUACAGAUUAUGAUGAAAUGGUUUUGGUUAGCGUUGGAACCAACACAGAUGAAAAUGUUUUCAAACAAUUGGAACAACAGAAACCAACUGAGAGUAAGAAACGUAAAUCGGAACCACCUCAAAACGAAAACAAAUCAACAAUUAAUUUUAAAAUAAAGAAAUCCGACCACGUUUCGAAACACAAUGUUUUCUCUGCCGUCAAAAACAACAGGCACAGUGCAGACGAUAAAAACCAUACUGAUAUCAAAUUCAAUAAAGCCAGACUCAAAGACAUCACAGCUACAUUGAAAAGUGUCGAGAAACAGGUCGACACAAAAAUAUCAAGUAACUCUCUAUUUGCAAGUAUACAAGAUGUUGUAAUGAAAAAGACUCCAACUUCAAAUGGGGAACAAAAAUCCUCGAAGCUUACCUCACCAACUGAAAAACGUGAAUUCAAAUAUGCAAAAGCAACAAUAAUUCGAGAGUACGAUACUAAAGUUGAACAUGGCGAGGAUAAAAUUAUACUUCAUCUUGAAAAGAAUAGAAAGAAGCCCGACGUUGCUUCGAUAGAUAUCCAAACCGAAUCGGCAUCUGAAGUGACAGGCCUAACUAAAGUAACUCAAAAAACAAGCCCCAAAGAGCCGAGUACAUCUCCAAGGAAAAGAAAUGAUAGCGAUAUGUCAAUGUCAAGCGAAGACAAUCCGGUCCACAUUAAAAAAGUGCAAACACCUCCUAAAUCCGACGAAAAAGUUGCAAGAUCAAGACCUGAAACUACUAGACGAGAGAUAAUCAGAUCACAGUCCAAAGAAAAGAGGUCUCGGUCUAGAGAUCGAUACGAUGUUAAAUACAGGCGGUCCAGAUCUCAUUCUAGAGGACACAGAAGGAAAAGAUCACAUAGUCGCAACAGGUCAAGAUCUCGUGGACGUUUUCGGCGCUACAGACGAUCAGACUCUCCCUAUAGAAGGAAAAGACGAUCGCGUACCAGAUCACCGUAUCGAUCCAGACAUUCGCCCUCCGUUCGAAGAGACUACCGAUCGAAUAGAUCGCGAUCAAGAUCGAAACACGCCGAUCUGAAUAGAACGAAAAGUCCAGUCAAGAAAAGGCCUAGUCCCCAAACCAUUGUAAAUAAUGAAAAGAAACCGGUCAAAUCGUUAACGCCACCGUUACGAAAACCAACAGUCUCUGAAAGUUCAGAGUCAUCAACUUCUUCCAGUUCAUCUUCGUCCAGUGAAUCGUCCGCGUCGUCUCACUCGCGCAAGUCUAAAAGUCCUGUGCGGAAGGAGGACAGCUAUAGAAAAAAGGAUUACCGGAGUUCUUACAGCUCUGAGGAUAGGGAGAGUAAUACGCCAGUGGAAGAGAGACGGAUAGUAUUCGUGGGGCGGUUAGAAAAGGACGUCACGAAGGCCGGCUUGCGUUCACAGUUCGUCAAGUUUGGACCAGUCUCUGAAGUGAGGCUGCAUUCUAAGGAGGAUGGGUCCCGCUACGGUUUCGUGACCUUCCAAAGGCCCAAGGACGCGUGGUCGGCAGUGGAGGCGGCCGGCACGUUUCCACAGUACGACGUCGGUUUUGGCGGACGGAGAGCUUUCUGCCGGCAGAGCUAUGCGGAUCUUGAUGGUCUGGAAGCGAAAUAUACUGAGAGCGCUUUCCACGGCCAACCGGCGUUGCCAGCACGCAGGAACGACGAUAUGUCCUUCGAGCAAAUGUUGCUAGACAUAAAAAAGAAACUUAACAAGCGGAAAGGCGACAAAAGUCGCGACGACUCCGCAGCUUGACGAUUACUCCAUAAUACCCCGUUCGUUGCAAUAAAGUAUGUGAUAACCCUCGCGAUUCUUUAUCUGUGCUUGUCAAAGUGACGUUUGAUAUCUGACACAUGUCAGUAUGCGGUUACUUUAUCUGUGACAAAGUGAAUUUAUAUACUAUCACGGUUAGCUCGCGGUACAUAUUAUAUACAGACAGCUGUUGUAACGGGUUUUUGUAUGUGAAGUGUCGUUAUACAGC